This is a messenger RNA of Racocetra persica, 149 nucleotides long. The record is from the annotation of a GenBank genome assembly. NCBI's taxonomy places the organism in Eukaryota, Fungi, Glomeromycota, Glomeromycetes, Diversisporales, Gigasporaceae.
AAAUAACAAAUUUGCUAUAUCAGAGUCAGAAUUUAGUAGAAGAAUAGCAAAAUCUAUAGGCCAACUGCAACAGCUAAAGCUUACUGUCGAUGAAAAGGAUGAAGAUUCUGACUAUGAGACAAGAGCGUACAAAGAAACUCUUUCAGUUG